Molecule: messenger RNA, 3626 nt
Organism: Colossoma macropomum (tambaqui)
Lineage: Eukaryota; Metazoa; Chordata; Actinopteri; Characiformes; Serrasalmidae
Product: neuronal migration protein doublecortin-like
Exons: 8
Coding region: 136-1278 (380 amino acids)
Biological process (GO): axoneme assembly; retina development in camera-type eye; intracellular signal transduction
Cellular component (GO): axoneme
Source: RefSeq, a predicted model, not a curated record
UGCAGCAUCCACACCCACCCUCACACACUCACACACACUCACACUCACUCAGUCAGUCAGUCACACACGCUCCGCGUGCAACAGCGCUGGGUUACCCAUAAUUCCUCAGCCCAAGACCUCACCCUCACCACAACCAUGGACGCCCCAGCAGAGCACCUUUCCAUGGAGCUGGACUUCGGUCACUUUGACGAGCGGGACAAGGCGUCCCGCGCCCCGCGGGGUGGGCGAGCGAACGGCCUGCCGAGCCCCACCCACAGCGCCCACUGCAGCUUCUACCGCACGCGCACCCUGCAGGCGCUCACCAGCGAGAAGAAGGCCAAGAAGGUCCGCUUCUACCGCAACGGGGACCGCUACUUCAAAGGCAUCGUUUACGCCGUGGCCAACGACCGGUUCCGCACCUUCGACGCCCUGCUGGCCGACCUGACCCGCUCGCUGUCCGACCACAUCAACCUGCCCCAGGGCGUCCGCUUCAUCUUCACCAUCGACGGGGCGCGCAAGAUCACCACCCUGGACGAGCUGGAGGAGGGUGAGAGUUACGUGUGCGCCUCAGAGAAUUACUACAAGAAAGUGGACUACACCAAGAACGUCAACCCCAACUGGUCGGUGAACGUGAAGGCGUGUGCAGGUCAGCGGAACGCGAUGUGCGUGGGCGGCCGUCCGGGCGCAGACGCGCGCGAGAACAGAGACUUCAUCCGUCCGAAGCUGGUGACGGUGAUGCGGAGCGGAGUGAAGCCGAGGAAGGCGGUGAGGGUCCUGCUGAAUAAAAAAACCGCACACUCGUUCGAACAGGUACUGACCGACAUCACCGAGGCCAUCAAACUGGAGAGCGGAGUGGUCAAGAGGAUUUACACACUGGACGGAAAACAGGUGACCUGUCUGCAGGACUUUUUCGGCGAUGAUGACGUCUUCAUCGCGUGUGGGCCGGAGAAGUUCCGCUACGCACAGGACGACUUCUCUCUGGAUGAGAACGCUCACUUCAGUCCAGGAGCCAAAGGCAGAACCAGAGGAGCUAAUGCUAAUGCUAGCCAAGAAUGCCGGGUGAUGAAGACCCCUAAAGGCCAGAGAGGUUCUGCUAAGAGUCCCGGUCCCGUCCGCCGCAGCAAAUCUCCCGCCGAGUCCACUAAUGGUACUGGUUCCAGUAGUCAGUUGUCCACUCCCAUCUCCAAGCAGUCUCCGAUCUCCACCCCGACCAGUCCCGGCAGCACCCGCAAGCAGAAGGAUCUCUAUCUGCCCCUCUCUCUGGACGACGACAACGAUUCGCUGGGAGAAUCCAUGUAAGCCCCUCCCACCUCUGCUGAGGCCCGUCGAUCCACCUGAUCCGCCAAUCACAGAGGUACCUCUGGUGUUCUGCGUCUCUGAAACGUCAACAUCGCCCCCUAGUGGUGUGGAGGAGUGCACUUUGUCAUCCCAGCUGCCCCCCUGGUCAAUGGCUUAAGCCCAUCAGGCUUUGCAGCAGUGGUCACUGCGCUGUUUGCUGCUUGAGAAUUCGUUGCAUCCAUUUCUGGCACCUUUUCCGGGUUCAUUUUCCUCUUUUUUAACGAUGUUUGAAACGUUUUUUCUGCGUAUGCAGGGCAUACGCAGCGAUUGUAACCCAUCGUGCACAGUGAAAACAACAAACACCCAAAUUUUUACGAGCCGUCUGUUAAUGUAGUUCAUUCUUUUCUGCAUUUCUGAAGUGAUUUUUUAGCACAAUAACAAAAGGAGCUGAUAUUAAAUGUGCCGUUUGUAAUAUUGAUGCAUUUCAUAUCAGUGCAGCUUUUUUGCUAACCGUUCAGUCAUCGUCACCUUUAAGCCAAAACCACUAGACUUUUUUCAUACUGGUUCUUCGCCGCUUGGUUCUGCGAAUUUCCAAGCAGCAAAUGGACAUUUUUACUAAGGUGUUUUCGUCUGACUUGUACAAAAAAAACCUUAUUGCAGCAUUUAAACUUUAUAUUAAUCAGUUUUUGUAACCCUCUCUUGUUUGUGCGAUGGUUUCGUGUGUUUUACAACCAAUCAACAGCCUUGUUUUGGAUGGAGUGGGUCAAACACCCCAGUUUUGACCCUCUUCCCACACCUUAUAAAUAGGAUGUACAGUCGUCCUCUCUUUAUGUCCCAUUCCAAACCGCUUUCGGCCUUUUUCCAGCCCUGCCACACUCUUCCUGCUGUGUCUGUUCAGUGUUUCUCCAACAUGUUGAUGAAGUUUGAACUGUAACCUGUUGCUUAUGGAGCGAAAGAGGGAAACCGUUUGGAUGUUUUUGGUGUUUAGCUUAAAAAACGAAAUAAAACAAAAUAAAAAAUGAAAUUAACGUUUAAAAAAGAGAGGAAAACUGCCCAGCCAAAGCCAUAUAAUCACAGUCCUUUACAAAAGAAAUGAGCACAUAUGUUUCUGUUUUUUUAAAUGGUAGAAAGAUUUUAAAAAAGUAACUGAAUGGAAUCUUUAUUGAAAUAUUGAUUUUUUUUCCUGAAAGAGGAAAUUUAAGGGCGAUUUAAGGUGAACUGUAAGUUGAAACAUCUUUCGAAAGCUUUGAAAGCCAAAGUUUUGUUGGACUGAAGGUUUAUUGUUGAGUUCCUCCGGUGGUGGUGUACAUAUAGGCAUGAAUCAAGCUAGCUAGAAACUCCUUUAAAGAAAAUAUGAAAAAACAGCCUUGAGCAUUUUUACAUUUUAGAAAAUUUUAGAUUUUCUAUAAUUGAAAACGAUGGGGAUUUUUUGUUUUAAUGCAUGGCGGCGUUUUCUCUCUUCAGAGAAGAAACAGAGCUGCAAAAGAAUGUCUAAUUUUGUCUGACGCUUUGAGUCAUAAGUCAUACUCAAAUUCAACACUGCUGUCUGAAUCCAGUCCAGUUUGGAAAUGUUUACGAAAUGUCAAUUUACCAAUAAAUCCAAUUUACAGAAAGUUGUGAGAUUCUAUCAGUUGAAGCAGCUUUUAGCACUGAAAGACUUGGUUAAUCAGAUUUUAUGCCUGAUAAUAUACAUAUAUUUAAAAAAAUGAAAAAAAAAAAAGUCACUCUUCAUAGUGUAACGUCACAACGUCCUGUUUCAACACAAACAUAUGACACAAUAUUAAAACUGCAAAAAAAAAAGAAAAAAUCUGCCCUGAAUUCUCGCUCACAUUUUUCAUACAGUACAUUUCAACAGUUGUAUUAUUAUUAUUAUUAUUAUUAUUAUUAUUAUUACUUAUUAUAUUACUACUACUUUUGCCACCAUUAAUAGUGGAAGGUGUGAAAGUAUCUCACCUCCUGUGGUGCCUUUUUUACACUCUUGUGUUUUUUAUAUAAACAAAAAAAUGAAUUAAUGAAAGUAAAAACUCCCAGUGUGCACCAGAACUGUUCAACUGUUUGUAAAUCUCUCUCUCUCUCUGUCUCUCUCUCUCCUCGUUUCAUUUGAAGUGGUGAUCAUUUUAUACAUUUUUACAUCUGCUACUGCUAGUUUGAAGCUGUUUGCUGGUUUUUGUAGUAUUUUAGGCUGAUUCUCCUCAAACAGGUGCAGAUUUACUCCUUUGGUUUAGGGAUGAAAUUUCAACUUCCUCUCUGAUGAUGAUGAUGAUGAUGAUGAUGAUGUAUUUCUUGCUGUGUCAUCGUGACUGUUUCAGUGAUGUCAUUCUGUGUAUUAACUUCUCUCCUUUUUUCAAUUAAAAUGAGACGUUAUUCCA